Messenger RNA from Owenia fusiformis, 3171 nucleotides. NCBI's taxonomy places the organism in Eukaryota, Metazoa, Annelida, Polychaeta, Sabellida, Oweniidae. The record is from the annotation of a GenBank genome assembly.
GCGACUUUAUAAAUUUGAGAUGACGUCAUUUGAUUAGAUAGGGAGUGAAUCUAGAGAAGGGUCAACUAGCACUCAGUACAGGGGGUAUUAAUCUUCCAGCAACUGUCAUAUGCUUCUUUCAUAUUAAUCAUUAUUUGACAAGAAGUUGGUUACAGCGAUACAGAUUGGUGUAAUCGGAACUACAACGACGCUAUAUUCUCAGAGUGGAUCACUUGAUGCACAAUUGCUAACCAGACACCUUUAGCUUACUCUGGGGAUACACGCAAUAAGUAAAUUUUGGAAAUAUAUAAUGCAAGCUCCGAACACAAAUAUCGUUGAACCAAGACCAGUGGAUGAACGCGCGCCGCCACCAGCGCACGGCGACCACAGAGAGGUUCCCGAGGGACACCACCAUCAGCAACGCCAUGGUGAUGUACACAAAGGAGCUGGGUAUUACCAAGUUCCGGCGCACGGAGCACCUGGCGAACACGCUCACGGGCAUCAACAAGUAUACCAGGGGAACGACGGACAUUAUUAUGUGAAUGGAACAGCUGAAGAGAUGGAUACGCAACUUGCGAUGAACGGAGCGAAAGGAAGCAGUUUCAGCGUUAAGGACAUUCUAGACUUACCAGCUAAUAAAGACCCAAACUGCAGCCCAGUUUCAGAACAUAUAUCAGUGCCAUCUAGCGGAAUGCCUAUUUCAGAGGUCCCGGAUGUAGCUCCAAUGACCAACUAUUACGACAGCGAUAAUCCAUACACAAGGUGGCUACAAAAUCAAGAAAAUAUGCAAUAUCCAAUUCCCGGUCAUAUGUCUGCACAGCAAGCACAUAGCAAUGAUAACAACAACAGAGUAGCGCCUGACAUAGAGGCACACACUGGCGUCCACCAAGUGAAACUCGAGCGGGAAAGUGAUCAUAGCGGUGACGAAGACGAGGGCUCCGACUGCCCACCAAGCCCAACAGAAAGUAAAGACAGUGUUAAUACCGAUAAAGCAGACUCUAAAACAGACGGUAGUACAUCGGGAGAUCAGCCAGCCAAAAAGGGCAGAAAACGCAGGGUUUUAUUUACCAAAGCGCAAACAUAUGAACUAGAACGCCGAUUUAGGCAGCAACGAUAUCUAUCCGCUCCUGAGCGGGAACAUUUAGCAAGUAUUAUCAGGCUGUCCCCCGUCCAGGUGAAAAUUUGGUUUCAGAACCAUAGGUAUAAAAUGAAGCGGGCACGACAGGAGAAAGGUUUAGAUAUGAACCCAUUACCAUCCCCAAGAAGAGUAGCUGUACCAGUGUUGGUGAGAGACGGUAAACCCUGCCAACCAAGUAGUAUGAACAUGAACAUGAAUGGUAGCAUGAUGAAAGGACAAGAACUGAGUAUGCAGGGCAUGGGAAUGAACCCUAUGAACUCUACGAUACCUCGCAUGAAUGACAUGAACUCUCUCAACAGCAUGGCCGGCAUGACUGGUCUGCCGAAUAGUAUAGGCUCAAGCAACAUGAAUACGUCAUACAUGAACAAUUCUUACAACAUGCCUAGCACAAUGAGCUCAAUGAAUUCAGGCAUGAACUCCAUGAAUUCAGCAAUGGGUAUGAACUCUAUGUCAGGUAUGAACAAUAUGUCGGGACUCUCUUCUUAUAACCAUCUAAUGCAGCCCCAAACAAGAUGGUGGUAAAACACAUGGUAGCCAUAGCAACCUACGGUAACUAUGGCAACCGUUACUAAGGAAACUUCUACACUUGACUUUGCCUACGAACACAUCACACCGUAACGUACUCCUGAUUCUCUAUACCUCUGGUUCUGAGCUACAUUUUCUCCUAGCAGGAGGCCUGCGAUGAUGAUAAUCUCACUACAUGUUUAUAAUUACAAUGAAAUAGUAAAAAUGUCAAAUCCAACUUUAUGUAACCGAUCAUUGGAUUAUUUCAAAAUCUGUUAUAUUCUGCAAAUGUGUCCAAUGAUAGGUUUCAGGAUUUGCAGAUUCUACAUUCUCACUUGCAGUCAAAACAUGUUGUGAUGCUAGUUGUAGGCAUAGUUGCUCAAGUAUGAAGGUUCAACGCCAAAGUGACGCCAUAUUAAUUUAUUCAGCUACUGUCAUGGUAACUACUCAUUGAUACAUGUGUUAAAUAAUGUGUAAAUAAUAUGUAUGUAUAAAGCCUAGUUAUAAAACAAACCGCCAUAAUUCAAGAAUUAAAAUAUGAUUCUCAAAAAUCAAAAUUAAAAUCAUUCCAUGACAAUGAGAUGCAGUACAACUACAACGAUUUAUGUUCACAAGUAUUUAAACACAUAUUGAUUCCAAUAUUUGGGCAUAAUUCUUGAUUAUGCAUAAUUAUUUUAACAUGUAUAUGUAUAUAUAUGUAUGAGGAUCGAUCAUUUUAUUUUUGAGAUGUGUAGUAUACAUGUACAUUCCAACCAAAUGCACAUAUCAUUGUACAUUCCGAAAUGAUGUUUGUCUGUUUGUAUGUUUUAUUAAUACAUAGAUAUAAGUAAUUGUACUAAAGCGUUUAUGUGGUCUUAAUUUUGAAAUGUAAUUUAAAAGAAACGAUCUCAGACAUGGGACAAUUCGAACUUCUCAGAAUUCCUUACCACCUGUAGGAAGAAUAACCAGACAUAUUUCCAAUACAUCUUUGUCAGUCAAAAAUUAAAUCAUCCAUCAUUUAUAGACAAAGACAUAGUGUCAAUUGUUCAGCUUUCUUGUUGUCCCUAAGAAUUGACAUAGCCUGCUAAACACACCAAACUUUGAGUAAGUCAAUUUUUGGAACAACAAAAACGCAUUUUGGCAAAAUUUGUUGCUGUCAUAAAAGCUGGGUAUUUUGUUAGGUAAAUAUGUUAAGUAAACGAAAACGUAAAUCAAUUUUGUAUUUUGACAUUGUCAAUGUUUGCUUGUAUCAGUGAUUGUCAUCAAAAAUCAGGUUUGAUCUAGCGAGCUGAAAGGUGUGUACAGCAUGAUGAUGUUGCUCUAUGCAGUGAUUUUUCAUUACUUUGACAUGAGUUUAUUUCAUAAUUAGCAGAAGAGCGUCUCCGAGAAUGGAAAAGCGUCUCCCUAAUGAGUAAAGAGAAGACUUAUCGUGUUUAAGAGCUAUAUGUUAAUAUUAAGUUAGCAUUUAAUAGAUUUAUGUAUGUCAUUCUAAGUGCAACCAAUCAGAAGGCCAUUAUAACAAACGUGCAAGAUUUACCUUAGAAAAAAAUAUACGACAAUAAAAGACUUUG